Eurypyga helias (sunbittern) is the source of this 222-nucleotide messenger RNA. It is a transcript of the gene TEX261, whose product is annotated as testis expressed 261. Gene Ontology annotation, biological process: endoplasmic reticulum to Golgi vesicle-mediated transport. The annotation marks the transcript as partial. The transcript has 2 exons. The record is from RefSeq and is a predicted model, not a curated record. Gene Ontology annotation, cellular component: endoplasmic reticulum membrane; COPII-coated ER to Golgi transport vesicle; Golgi membrane. Gene Ontology annotation, molecular function: COPII receptor activity. Lineage: Eukaryota; Metazoa; Chordata; Aves; Eurypygiformes; Eurypygidae.
UUUUCCUCGGCCGUGCUGGUGGGGCUCUACCUCUUCGAGCGCUUUCCCGGCUUCAUGGUGGGCGUGGGGCUCUUCACCAACCUGGUCUACUUCGGUUUGCUGCAGACCUUCCCCUUCAUCGUCCUCACCUCCUCCAAUUUCAUCCUCUCCUGCGCGCUGGUCGUAUUCAACCACUACUUGGCUUUCCAGUACUUUGCCGAGGAAUUUUACCUGUUCUCUGAG